Trypanosoma theileri is the source of this 645-nucleotide messenger RNA. Its product is annotated as ama1 protein. The record is from RefSeq and is a predicted model, not a curated record. The coding region runs from base 1 to 645 and encodes 214 amino acids. Lineage: Eukaryota; Euglenozoa; Kinetoplastea; Trypanosomatida; Trypanosomatidae. The transcript has a single exon.
AUGGCGUCGAAAAACACUGAAUCCGCUGAAGGCGGCUAUCCUUCAUACGGCAAUCCGCCUGGUGCUUAUGUCCCCCCAAUUGGAACUGUUGUGAUGCCAAACACUGGCCCCACUCCAGCACAGCCAUACACCCCACUACCUCAGUCUGAAGGUGGACCUAAACAUGGGACUGGACCUCAAUAUGGGACUGGAACUAAACAUGGGACUGGAACUCAGUAUGGAGGUGGACCUUACUAUGGGGCUCCUCCACCAGCCCAGCGUCGGGAUUGGCAGAACGGCUUGUGUGUUUGCUGUGGAGAUUGCGACUCCUGCUUGGAGUCAUGGUGUUGCUACUACUGCCAACUCUCCCGACAAUACAACCUCUUGUACGAAAACAUACCCUCCAUCAAUUGGGCAGUGGCCAUGGGAGCAUUACUUGGUGACUACUGUUUGGGUUGUCUCGUGUCCACUGUGGUGCAGUGCAUGUUGCGUGCCAGGGUUCGACAACGGCUCUCUCUUCAGGGUUCUGAUUGCGAUGAUGCUUGUAUGUCGCUUUGUUGUUCUUAUUGCAGUUUACAGCAGUCAUUGUUGGAGCUAACGGAUGCAGGACUCUUCCCCGGGGCUUGUUGCUACAAUAAGGCCCCAGGAUCUCGCACAAUGGAGUGA